This is a messenger RNA of Ochotona curzoniae (black-lipped pika), 5169 nucleotides long. RefSeq names its product kinesin family member 3C (gene KIF3C). NCBI's taxonomy places the organism in Eukaryota, Metazoa, Chordata, Mammalia, Lagomorpha, Ochotonidae. Gene Ontology annotation, biological process: microtubule-based movement; mitotic spindle assembly. Bases 621 to 3017 code for a protein of 798 amino acids. The record is from RefSeq and is a predicted model, not a curated record. Gene Ontology annotation, cellular component: nucleus; spindle microtubule. The transcript is spliced from 8 exons. Gene Ontology annotation, molecular function: microtubule binding; plus-end-directed microtubule motor activity; ATP binding.
UUUCUCUCUCAUCCUCCCGCGGCGGCGGCGGCGCCCGUGGCUGUGGCGCGGGCAGAGGCAGCCGCAGCUGCGCGGGCUGCGAUGAAUGGUCCUUCGGCGCGGGGGCAGGACCCCAGGUGAGCCUCGGCGCUCGCGAGGGAGGGCCGCGACCCCACAGCCCGGCUCCCCGGUCGCGCCAUGGAUCCGUAGAGGAAGGAGGCGGAGGCGAAGACAGCUCUGCCGCCCACCCCCCAUCCCAUUGCUCCCCUCUUCCUUUAUCUCAUUGUUGCCGCGGCUGUUUACGGCCGCGCUCCCUGCUGCCCUGGGCCAUGGGGCGGGCUCCAGGCGCUGCCUCUGGGCCAGCGCUGCUCCCUCGGCUGCCCCGGGAUUCUGCUUGAUUGUGCCGAGCCAGCCGGUGCAGCGGCGGAGCGGACACGGCCAGCUGCGGCCCGGACUGCAGCAGCAGCAGCAGCAGCAGCGGUAGUAGUGGGCCCCGUCCCCCAGCAUCCCCACCCUAGGGGGGCUGCAUGUGGGAUUAAAGCGCUGCGCCCCCCGGGGUCUGGGCGCCCCCACCUCCCGCCCCGCGGAUCCCGACCUAGGGCGCAAGGAGUGGGCAGAGCGCGCAGAGUAGAAGAGUCGAGAUGGCCAGUAAGACCAAGGCCAGCGAGGCCCUGAAGGUGGUGGCCCGGUGCCGCCCCCUGAGCAGGAAGGAGGAGGCCGCGGGUCACGAGCAGAUCCUGACCAUGGAUGUGAAACUGGGCCAGGUGACUCUGCGGAACCCCCGCGCAGCGCCGGGGGAACUGCCCAAGACUUUCACCUUUGACGCCGUGUAUGAUGCCAGCUCCAAGCAGGCUGACCUGUAUGACGAGACGGUGAGGCCCCUGAUCGACUCGGUCCUGCAGGGCUUCAACGGCACCGUGUUCGCCUACGGCCAGACGGGCACGGGCAAGACCUACACCAUGCAGGGCACGUGGGUGGAGCCGGAGCUGCGUGGGGUCAUCCCGAACGCCUUUGAACACAUCUUCACGCACAUCUCGCGCUCCCAGAACCAGCAGUACCUGGUCCGGGCCUCCUACCUGGAGAUCUACCAGGAGGAAAUCCGAGAUCUGCUCUCCAAGGAGCCGGGCAAGAGGCUGGAGCUGAAGGAGAACCCCGAGACCGGAGUCUACAUCAAGGACCUGUCCUCCUUCGUCACCAAGAAUGUCAAAGAGAUCGAGCACGUGAUGAACCUGGGCAACCAGGCCCGGGCUGUGGGCAGCACCCAUAUGAACGAGGUCAGCUCCCGCUCGCAUGCCAUCUUUGUUAUCACGGUGGAGUGCAGCGAGCGUGGCUCUGACGGCCAAGAGCACAUCCGGGUGGGCAAACUCAACCUGGUGGAUCUGGCUGGCAGCGAGAGACAAAACAAGGCAGGCCCUAAUGCAGCCGGAGGGACAGCCUCUCAGUCAGCUGGUGGUGGUAACAAUGCAGGUAGCACUGGUGGUGGUGGUGGCACCAGUGGUGGAGAGAGGCCGAAGGAAGCCUCCAAGAUCAACCUCUCACUAUCCGCCCUGGGCAAUGUGAUCGCCGCCCUGGCGGGCAACAGGAGCUCCCACAUUCCUUACCGGGACUCCAAGCUGACCCGGCUGCUCCAGGACUCGUUGGGGGGCAAUGCCAAAACCAUCAUGGUGGCCACUCUAGGGCCUGCUUCCCACAGCUACGACGAGAGCCUCUCCACCCUGCGCUUUGCCAACCGUGCCAAGAACAUCAAGAACAAGCCCAGGGUGAACGAGGACCCCAAGGACACGCUGCUGCGGGAGUUCCAGGAGGAGAUUGCCCGCCUGAAGGCCCAGCUGGAGAAGAAGGGGAUGCUGGGCAAGAGGCCCCGCCGGAAGAGCAGCCGCAGGAAGAAGGCUGCUUCCGCCCCGGCUGGCUACCCUGAGGGGUCUGUGAUCGAGGCCUGGGUGGCGGAGGAGGAGGAUGACAACAACAACAACCACCGGCCACCCCAGCCCGUCCUGGAGUCGGCCCUGGAGAAGAACAUGGAGAAUUACCUGCAGGAGCAGAAGGAGCGGCUGGAGGAGGAGAAGGCGGCCAUCCGCGAUGACCGCAGCCUGGUGAGCGAGGAGAAGCAGAAACUGCUGGAGGAGAAGGAGAAGAUGCUGGAAGACCUGCGGCGGGAACAGCAAGCCACCGAGCUGCUCGCAGCCAAGUACAAGGCCAUGGAGAGCAAGCUGCUGAUCGGGGGAAGGAACAUCAUGGAUCACACCAACGAGCAGCAGAAGAUGCUGGAACUCAAGAGGCAGGAGAUUGCUGAGCAGAAACGCCGUGAGCGGGAAAUGCAGCAGGAGAUGCUGCUCCGAGACGAGGAGACCAUGGAGCUCCGUGGCACCUACACGUCCCUGCAGCAGGAGGUGGAGGUCAAGACCAAGAAGCUCAAGAAGCUCUACGCCAAGCUGCAGGCGGUGAAAGCAGAGAUCCAGGACCAACAUGACGAGUACAUCCGCGUGCGGCAGGACCUGGAGGAGGCGCAGAAUGAGCAGACCCGGGAACUCAAGCUCAAGUACCUGAUCAUCGAGAACUUCAUCCCCCCCGAGGAGAAGAACAAGAUCAUGAACCGGCUUUUCCUGGACUGCGAGGAGGAGCAGUGGAAGUUCCAGCCGCUGGUCCCUGCUGGAGCCAGUAACAGCCAGAUGAAGAAGCGGCCGACAUCAGCAGUGGGCUACAAGAGGCCUAUCAGCCAGUAUGCUCGGGUUGCCAUGGCAAUGGGGUCCCACCCCAGGUACAGGGCCGAGAACAUCAUGUUUCUGGAGCUGGACGUGUCCCCCCCAGCUAUCUUUGAGAUGGAAUUCUCCCAGGACCAAGAACAAGACCCUCGUGCACUGCACAUGGAGAGGCUCAUGCGAUUGGACAGCUUGCUGGAGAGACCAUCCACGUCAAAAGUCAGGAAGUCCAGAUCCUGGUGCCAGAGUCCACAGCGGCCCCCGCCUUCCACCGCACAUGCCCCGAUGGCCUCAGCCUCUGCCUCUGCGCGCCCCACGACGCUGGUGGACCAUGAGUGACAACCUGCACUGGCACUCUGCCCAUCAAAUGGACUCCUGGGGUGGGGCAGCCAAGUCGGGCCCACCCAGCUCGUGUGCCGCUUGGUGCGUGUGCGUGUGCGUGCAUGUGCGCGGUAGAUGUGUGCGGGGGCAGGGAUGCAGCAGGUGAAGUUUCCACCUGCCCUUCUUUGUCCCCUUUAUUUAAUUCAUGUUAUUUAUUCGUACGGGGGGAGGUGCCCUCGCCUGCGCCAUCCUGCCCUGCCCCGAGGCCUCCUUCCCUCUGGGACUUCAGACCCAAGUCAGACCUCAGCUCCUCCCCGCACCUGCUGCCCUAGAAGGCAAAGUGGCCAGUGCCUCUGAGAACAGUACCUUCACUGCUGGCCCCGUCUGGGAGCUCACCUCCUGCUCUGCUGGUGGAGAGCAGCCACUAAGCACCACCUGGGACUUGAAGACCACGGGGUGUCUACUGAGGGCCAGUGGCUGUGGGCUGCUCCAGGCCCAGCGCCCCGCCCUCCAGCUCCUCUUCCACCCUCUUGGGAUGUUUCAAGGACUGAAGUGACCUCAUCAACACGCAGCACCUGCUCCUUGGCCUGGGGGCACAGACUCACUGUUUCUGCAGCUGUUUCCUGCCCACCUCCCGCCCCCUGGUUUCAAGUGGAAAACACACCACCUGAGGCCCAGCAGGGGGUGUUCCUCUAGGGAUGGCACUUCUCAGUCCCUCUGGGGAACUCCGCUCGGCAAGCCACAAGCCAGCUCCCCAGAUCUGACACAACUCUUUCCUGUUUUCUUCAUUUUUUUUUUUCCCUGCCUGCAGCUGUGAGGGCCCAGUUCCCAGCGGGAGGGAUCCAAGCCAUCCUACCCCUGGCUCAACAAAACAUACCAUCUGUGGCUCUUCCUCUCACUUGGUGCGGCAAACGGACACCCAGCUUGUCCUUUCAACCCUCCUGUUUCUGAAUCCCAUUUGGUUGAAAACCAGCCCUUUCUUGGCCAGUUGUGCAAAUCAAGCCCUAGGCUGAGACCCUCCCUCCUCUGGGAUGGCCCCAAUAUACCUCCAGACAUCUUGGGUGGCAGGACAAUUCCCACCAAAAAGGAAAGCUGAGUUGCACUGACUCCGUGUCCGGUGUCAGUUCUAGUGGAGUGAGCAAAUGCCGUCAUAAAGGCAAGGCCUUGAGGUAGGGCAGCGUCCACUUCCUGAAGGCUGAGGAACUCAGUUUCUGGGGUCCAUACAGAGCUGUGAGGGUCUGCCUGACUUCUGCUGUGCCGGGGGAUUCUUCCAAGAGGAAAGCGCACCAUUCAAGCUCGCCUCCGGGAUUUAGCUCACCACUGCUGUCAUUUCCGCCAUGACUGCUGGGCCAGACGGUGAGGCUUCCACCAGAGUCCCUGAGAGCUGAUGUGAGACCCAAGAUCGGAUCAGAGGUGCAGCUGGGGCUGGAGUAGCAGUUGUGUGCCCAAAGGGUACCGCGCCCCCACCAGCAGCCUUGGGCACAGAGACCUCCGGGGCUGCUGUGUAGCAACCUCUGCCACCGACCUCUUCUGCAUUUGUGAACAAAGCACGUGUCACACCUUCCUGCACCGCCCCCAUCACUUGGACACAUCGACUCCACAUUGUCUGGUCACUGGUCCCUCACAGUCUUAGAGCACAAUGCCCCCAACCACACCACCCCCAGGCCCAGGGCGAGGCCCGGCGUUGGGUCAGAGGAGGAGUUUCUGCCUGCAGUUUUGUGUACAUGUGUGUAUGUGUGUGCGUGUGUUUGCGUGUGCAUUUGCUUCCACAGGGGACACUCCGCACUCAGCGUAAGACAUGCUGGGAGCCAGUCCACCCAACGUGGCUGGAUCUCAGCUCUGUCUCCUACCCCCCUCUUCCUUUUGAUGUAUCAAACAUUUGGUUGACAGAGUAAGGGCCUUGAUUAGGACCAAAUUUCUGUGUCUGUUGCUAUGGUCUUUAUUUAGGAUGACAGUUAAUGCAGUGCCCCCUCCUGUCACUCUAUACAUAUGACUAUAAGGGACAUAUGUAAUAUAUAAAUAUAUAUAUAAAGCGUUACUUCCUGUCCCCUCGGCCGAGGGCGGAGGCCUCCCUGUGGAGCUGAGCUGCACCUGUGCUGGGUGCAGCCCACAGCCUGCGGGCCCCAGCCCUGUUCAAGUUAACACAGUUGACAAUAAAGGAAUGAGUAUU